CUAUCAAAGAAAUGCCAAAUAUUGUGGAUUUUUUCCAGCUUUUAAUGUUGGUUUACUGAAGGGAACCAGUUUAUAUUCUAAACUGAGAUGUGUUUGUUAUUGUUAACUAUUUUUAUAUAAGGUCUUACGAACUUCCAGUUGAAUUUAAUGAACCUUGAUUAGACUUAAAAUAUUUCAAUUCCGGAUUUGUAAGUCUACAGUCUACGUAACUAGAUCUGUUAGUUUGUGCUAGGCUGAUCUUUGUGUAUAAGGGUAGCGUGUUUGACAUCCAAUAACUCUGAAAAGCGACCGUGAUUUUGGUGUGAAGGUUUUCCACUGAGAUCUUGCAUCACUGAAGUGGGAAGCAGUUGGUUGAGAAUGCCGUGCUUUAAAGGCUGUUUCGGUAAGAUCUCAGAGGGUAACCAGAUGAAGAAUAGAAGAAACAGUAUGUACGGCGUCGCCAACGAGAUGGAGGUCAAAGCUGGGAAGACGAAAAAUGCCAUGAACAUAAAACUACAGAUGGAGAUGACAGAGGAGUUGUCUGCCUCCACCUACGGGCUCACGCCCCAGGGGGUGUCCACCAAUCGUCUGGAGGCUCAGGACUUCUUCACGUUCAAGGAAAUCGUGGGGAGCGGCGCCACGGGCGUGGUGUUCCGCGCCGUCUUCAAGCCGACCAGCGAGGUGUUCGCUGUCAAGUUCAUCCCCAACUUCCGUCAGACCAAACAGAUGGUCGUGCGGGAACUCAGUGUACUCAAGCUGUGCGGCAACUGCAGGUUCCUGAUAAAUUUUCAUUCUCACUUCCGGGUUGAUAUCAACAUGUAUUUUGUUAUGGAACUCUGUGAGGGAGGAUCUCUGGAAGAGCUGUUGGAACCAAAACACGUCAUACCACCAAAACUGGGAAAGGUGUAUAUCAAAGAGCUGUCAGGAGCUUUGUUUUAUCUCCACUCACUGAAGAUCGUGCACAGGGACGUUUACUUGCCAAACUGUGUACUCACCAACAAAGCCCACCUGAAGCUCUGUGACUUUGGGCUGUGCAGGACCAUAGAGGACCCCCAGGGUGAGCUGCUGACGGACUGCGGCAAGCCGUGCACACGGGCCCCGGAGAUCUACCUCGACAGGCCCUGCAGCUUCAGCAUUGAUUGGUGGAGCGUGGGGAUUGUGCUGUACCGCUUCACGACUGGCUACCGGCCAUUUCAGACGGACAAGUUGACGCAAGGGUACCAGUCGGUGACCAAGCUGAAAGAGAAAUACCCAGAGUGGCUGUUUGACGACCCAGACACCAAAGAUUUCUGCCAGAAGCUGCUGAUCAAAGACCCCAAGAGGCGGCUGGGGUCAGAUAAUGAGGUUUCGGACAUUAAGAACCACCCGUACUUUUUCGGUGUGGACUGGGAGGAGGACGAGGACAUCUUCCAUGUCAUCGAGCUGGACAUGCAGGGCCACGACAUCGAGCGCUACGCCACGGUGGCCAACAAGAUCUUACAGAUCGUGGGCCACAAUGAGGUUCAUUUGUCCCAUUCUGGAAGGUUCAGGAUGAGUCUAACUAACCAGGAAAAAACUAAAAGCGACCAGACGAUUUUAUUUAAAAUUAACAACCUUGUGCCGUACGGAUUCUGAUCAGUUUUUUUAUCGGAGUUUUUAGGUUUGUUUCGAAAUAACCAUUUGUCAGUUUUGUCGUUUUAGAUUGUUUAUUACAGGACCGACAACUUUUGUGUUGAUUCGGCGUUUUGUUUCUCGUUCAAGAUACGAUAGAAUACAUUUACACGCGCUAAACCAUUGCUUCAUGAUGAAACAAAAGAUAACUUUAAAGUAUAUUUAGCAUCCCAUACGUACCUUAAAGCUAGUGGUUGUGGUAGUAUUGUAUCAGUCCAGAUAAAUCUACAUUUGACACUGAUUAUACAUUAAUUAAGAUCCAUAUCUGGCUUUUUGAGAUUGUUAAUAUUUUUUAUC
Physella acuta is the source of this 1926-nucleotide messenger RNA. Its product is annotated as protein kinase C-like 2. Lineage: Eukaryota; Metazoa; Mollusca; Gastropoda; Physidae. The record is from RefSeq and is a predicted model, not a curated record. Gene Ontology annotation, biological process: protein phosphorylation. Gene Ontology annotation, molecular function: protein kinase activity; ATP binding.